Messenger RNA from Glycine soja, 830 nucleotides. RefSeq names its product GPI-anchored protein LLG2. The transcript has 3 exons. NCBI's taxonomy places the organism in Eukaryota, Viridiplantae, Streptophyta, Magnoliopsida, Fabales, Fabaceae. The record is from RefSeq and is a predicted model, not a curated record. The coding region runs from base 179 to 679 and encodes 166 amino acids.
ACUUACGGAGAGCCAUUGGAACUUUGCCAGCCUGACAACACAUGCUUGAUUUCCACCACAAUUCCUGCAAUGUCAGUGCCUUCCUUCUCUCUUCUUCGUCUCUCCAAAAACAGAAAACAAAAGAAGCACACUCCUCAAAGAAAAUUUUGAAAUCAAAAGGGUGAGAGUGAAAGAGAAAAUGGGUUCAAACGCCUUCUUCUCUUCCAUUCUCUAUUUUUUCCUACUAGCCACAUUGGUCUCCUCUGCCCCAUUUCUUUCUGAUGACAUAUUUGAGUCUGGGGCAUCCACUGGCCGUGCCCUCCUACAGGCUAAGAAAGCUUGUGGAGUUGACUUUGAGAACAAGAACUACACUGUCCUCACAAGCCAAUGCAAGGGACCCCAGUACCCACCCAAAGUGUGCUGUGAGGCUUUCAAGCAAUUUGCUUGCCCUUUUUCAAAUGAGGUCAAUGACAUGACAACUGAUUGCGCCACAGUUAUGUUUAGCUACAUCAACAUCUAUGGCAAAUACCCUCCUGGCCUAUUUGCCAAUCAGUGCAAAGAAGGGAACCAAGGUCUUGAUUGCAGCCAAGUUACACCAACCAACACUUCUUCCAACACCAUUCAUGUGGCUGCUCCUCCUCACUUUUUCUCACUUGCUACCAUUUCUGCUUUCCUGGGAUUCUUGUUCCACUUGUUCUGAAAGGAUGAAAAUGUGAAAAAAAAAAACUGAAGAAAAAGUACCCUCUUGUAUUAAUUGAACACUCUUUCCAAGAUAUUUGGGGUGAGAAUCCUGUAUCCACCCUUUACGUGAAAUGAUGCUCGAAUUUAUAUGAUCUGAUCAGGAUUGCCAA